AAAACAAAGAGCCCGUGAACGCGGCAUGUCAAACAGUCGGUAUCCUCGCAACCCGCGGACAACAGCGUCAUCGAGCUGAGGAUUCAGGUUUUCGGAGUUUUUAGUUAUUAUUAUUAUUAUUAUUAUUUGUUUGUUUUUUAGCCGAAGAAAAUGGACGUGUCCCUCGAGGCUCAAACCAAACCGCUCGCGACCUUGUCGGCCUUCAGUUACAUCCCGCCGCGACGGAAGGAACCGAAGGAGAUGUCGUACUUUAACAAAGAAUCCACGGCCCCAGAGGCCUCCACGUACGACCGCGUGUUCCACCAGGCGGAGGGCUACGACCAGAGGCUGCACCGAGACGACAGGAGACACUAUAAAGGAAAAGGACUGAACAUCGGCCGGGAGGAGGAGGAGUCCAGAGUGAUACCGGUGUGCUCUUCUGCAGAAUACGGCCGUCGACCCGUUCACGACCUCUACCAGACGAGCUCGCAGCACGCGCGCGUGGAUUGCAUAAACACAGAAUUUUACAGGAAGAACGGGAUCACCUGGAAUGUGGCCGAAGUAUUCGGAUCGGUGACCCCGUCUUGAGAGCAUCGCGGGUGUUGGUUCCCUCUGAGAGAAACAAUAAACCGGUGUUGGAGCAUGUGGAUUUCAGUUCAGUUGAUGGGUCCAUUCAAACUUUUUAACCUUCAUUUGGAAUCAGAUGGUAUUCUUGAUAUACUGCUGUAUUGUAUCCUGGUCAUAAGUGAGAUUUAUUUUUACUCAAAGUGAAAUGUGAUCUUUCAAAAGAAUAACAAGAUGUGAACAUUUGCAGGAAGCUUGUGCGACAUUUUCUAGUUUGAGGCUGAAAUAACUCCAUCAGUAUGGAGUGCAAUUUAAAAGUUCAGAGGGUGCAGACAGACUAUAAAUCCAGAAAUGUCUUCCAGUUAUUGCAUUUUGAUAUUGCGCAUGAUAUCAAAGAUCAGUCUUGUUUCAGUAUAAUAAGUCGCUCGGAUUAAAAAGACUGAAUG
Molecule: messenger RNA, 989 nt
Organism: Cyclopterus lumpus (lumpfish)
Lineage: Eukaryota; Metazoa; Chordata; Actinopteri; Perciformes; Cyclopteridae
Gene: cfap90
Product: chromosome 11 C5orf49 homolog
Exons: 3
Coding region: 151-567 (138 amino acids)
Source: RefSeq, a predicted model, not a curated record